UGGCGUCGUGAGUGUUUGUCUUCCCACCUGAGCACCAACCAGUGGGAGUCGCUACGACGUGAUCUUCCACCAGCUACACACUCGCAAACAUGGCCCCGGGCCAGGCAGCUGAGAUGAACCCGGUGAAUGCGACCUCUCUCUACGUUUCCGCGAGCCGUUCGGUGCUGCAGUGCGACCCCCGAGACCCCCGGGCCCUCGCGGAGCUCUGCAAGCUGCUGCCGUUUUUCCGCCAGUCCCUGUCCUGCUUGGUCUGCGGUAACCUGCUGCAGGACCCCAUCGCUCCCACCGACUCGUCAUGUCAGCAUUACGUCUGUCGAGGCUGUAAGGGUCAGAGGAUGCAGCUGAAGCCGUCCUGUAGUUGGUGUAAGGACUAUUCCCGCUUUGAGGAGAACAGGCAGCUCUCUUUGCUUGUUCACUGUUACAGGAAGCUAUGUCUCUACAUCACCCAGUCGCCACUUGCCCCGCACAUAGCCAGCGCAGCCAGCGACUCGCCAGAUCUCCAGGCCAUCCUCAGUGAAGGCCUCACGUUGGCUGAGAGCGAGCCAGAGGCGGAGGAUAUUUCAGAUUCGGUCGGGCUGUCACAAACAGCCUCCACCUCCAACGUGGUCCAGCCCAACGAAGCUCCUACGAAGGAGCUCAAGGGAGAGGAGCCGAGCCCCGUGAGCAUUAAUGGGCUUCAUGAUUGUAACGGCCUGGUCAGUUCGGACACUCUCCAACCCAUCACCAUAGACACAGGUGGAGGUGUUGCAAAGCAGGAGAACUUUUCGGAGGAGAUCCCGGUGUGUGUGAGCGUCACGGGGACUGGGGAGGCAGGGCUUUGUGACAUCAGCACUUUCGGGGAUGACCUGAAACACGGCGGGGGGCCGUUGUUGUUGAGUGUUGAGGAGGUGCUCAGGACUCUGGAGACGGACGCUGACCCUGACCCCACACCGGAGCCCAACCCCCAGUCAGACUGCCCUCCCUCUGUACCCCACUCUAGCCUCAAUGGGCCUCACUGCCCGUCUGGCUCGGACUCCUCCCGUCUCAUCCCCUCCCUCCCCCCAGAGAACAGCCCUCGCCCCCUCCAGCCUCACCCGCAGCCCUCCUUGCAGCCUCCCCAUCAGCCCUCCACAGUUAUCCCAUGUGUCCCCCCUCGGUGCCACCGCAAGCGUUCCCGCUCAGAAAGCGACAGUGAGAAGGUGCAACCCCUCCCCAUCUCCAGCCUCUUACGAGGCCCUCCCCUCGGUGCCAACAGCUCCCCCCACCACCCCAACCCUGGUGCCACCACCAAACAGGAGCCUAAAUUUCCUGCAGCCACGCCACACCCCCACCUGGCUCCGGUGCCUAAUGGCGGCCCCCCUAAAGUGGGCAAGGCUGUGCUCGUCUCCAACAAGGCACUGAAAAAGACUGUGGAGCAUCAUGGGGCCGCCAAGAAGGCUUAUACCAAGGCAAGGCAAGGGGCCCCCAAGCCCCGCGCACAGCCCCGUGACCGGGUUCCCCCCCACCCCCAUGCACACCCCCUGACACACCCACCCAGCCCCUCGAAGCCACUGUAUAAGAAACCUGUGGAGAAGAAGGGCUGCAAGUGUGGCCGAGCUACACAGAACCCCUCUGUGUUGACCUGUAGGGGGCAGCGCUGCCCCUGCUACUCCAACCGCAAGGCGUGUCUGGACUGCAUCUGCCGCGGCUGCCAAAACUCCUACAUGGCCAACGGAGAGAAGAAGCUGGAGGCGUUCGCCGUACCAGAGAAAGCUCUGGAACAAACCCGACUCACGCUGGGGAUCAACCUCACCAGUAUCACUGCUGCGGCUCUCCGCAGCCCGGCCACCAGCUCCCCUGGCAACACCCUCCUCAACGUCACGGCGGCCACAGGGGCGCCCGUCACGGCCACCUUCCUGUCGGGGGCGGGGCACGACAACAGGGGCUUUGACGAUUCACUGGAGAUGCGGUUUGACUGUUGAGGUCCCGCCCCUCCUCCGGUCAGUCGUCACGCACAUUCCCCCCGCCCCGCCAUCUGGGCGUUAUCCAUCGGGUCGUGCCAGGGACCUGCAGUGGCGGAGCCAGAACAAGGCAGCUACAGUGACAGGCGGUAGUGAGGGUCACCAGCUGAAGCUGAGGGGUCGCCCUCCGUCCAUCGCCUGAAACUGCACCAUGCUUGUGGUCUUGCAUUCAGAUGCAGCGUGGAAGAGAAGAAGGAAAAGAAAGAGGAGAUGUAGCGUUACUGUAUGUGCAGAGAUUUCAUUUCAGUGGGGAUAGUUUCUUUUUUUGUUUUCUUCUCUACUAUGGGUAAUGUGUGUAGAGCAUGUUGUGUAGCUAAGUCGGGAGCGUUGACCUUCGUCACACGCCUGUGUGUGUGUGUGUGUGUGUGCGUGCGUGUGUGUGUGCAUGUGAGUGUGUAUGUAUGAGGGCCAGAGUUUUGUUUGGAGGUGAACCUUAUUAGCAGGAACGGAGACAUCAUCAUCACCAUCAUCAUCAUCAUCAGAGACUGGUGUAAUUUAUAUAAAAGAAGGAACUUUUUGUACAUGGACUUACCAGUUUCCAUUUAAGAAGACAUUUUAUGAUAUAUUUUAUAAGUUACGUUUAAAGCAAUGGAAGCCAGUGCAGGGGCAGACCUGCGUUCAUCCCGGAUGUUUUCACACAGGUAAACGGUCGCCUGUAUUUUGUAGUGUAGACGACCAGAAAUCAAAUACACUGGCCACACGAUACAAACCUGAAGGUAAAAAUGAAAUGAUCCGAUCUCUGAUAUCUUACGCUGCGAGAACCAGGAUGUGAAUUUAACACCACCAGCCAAAUGUGGGUUUUGAUUUUGCUUGUUGAAUGUUUUAUGCGCUGUGACGUCUAAACAUCAUGCCAAGAUGUUGUUGCAUAUAAAGAAAAAACUUAUAUUUAAUUGGUUAAAAGGUGAAUUUUGUAGUUAACCAACCAGUGUGGCUGAAGGAAGACUGAACUAAAGUCUAUGGUUUGCUGUUGAAUAUAUCGAGGUUGCGAGAGAACCUGUUAAUCAUUUGUGUGUUCUUGUAUUAAGCACUUUUCCCACUUUUUUCCACUGGCCACACGCAUCGUAAAACCACCACGUUUCUGACCUGUUCUUACCUGUGUUAAAACCUCUGGUUGGGUGCAGGCCCCGCACGCUGAUUUUCACAAGUUUUUGGUUUCUGAAAGCUACACACAUGCUGCUAAAUACCACAAAGGACUCAAGAAGGAGAGCACACCUGUUUUCCUUGUCUUUUGUUCAGUUUUUUUUGUUUGUUUGUUUUUAAUGAGUUUUGUUAACAACAUUUGCAGUAUUUAUUGGACGUCUCCUAACACAGGUUACACGUUGGGCUUCUGUUUCGCCUACUCUGCCUGUUAAGUCUGUCGAUCCAGUCUGGACUGUUUCUGUCUCGGUUAAGUUGCUGUCUUCUCCUUAGUGUUAGUUUCUGGUGUCUCCAAACUUUUUUUUUUUGUUUUUUUUGUUCUCCCUCGGGGCAUUUAAAUACCUGUAAUAUAACUGUAACAUAUUUCCACAAAAAAGA
Molecule: messenger RNA, 3494 nt
Organism: Toxotes jaculatrix (banded archerfish)
Lineage: Eukaryota; Metazoa; Chordata; Actinopteri; Toxotidae
Product: E3 ubiquitin-protein ligase MSL2-like
Exons: 5
Coding region: 90-1940 (616 amino acids)
Cellular component (GO): MSL complex
Molecular function (GO): ubiquitin protein ligase activity
Source: RefSeq, a predicted model, not a curated record